Owenia fusiformis is the source of this 2491-nucleotide messenger RNA. The record is from the annotation of a GenBank genome assembly. Lineage: Eukaryota; Metazoa; Annelida; Polychaeta; Sabellida; Oweniidae.
CAGUGAUGAUGUGGGAACAGAAAAUAUAAUAUUCCGUUUCACAAAGUUCACUUGAACACCAUGAACCUGCGCAUGAUCAUGGUCUACUCUAGACCCGUAACACCUAUGAUUGUCGGGCUAUGUCUGGGCAUAGCAUUGAGUCUGAUUUUAGCCCCCUUCAUGGAUGAAGAUUGCCAAAUGAAUGUGUUGGACGUUGAAACAGGGAGAAAUGUCAGAAAAACAAAUUCAAUCAUUGAGAAUGACAAACCAGUCGUUGAGGAAUCUCAAGCUACUGAUGACGACUUUGAGCCACAUUUAAUACAAGAUAAACCAAAACAUCCCAGUGGCUAUAAUAAAAAGUUUGUGCGUCCAAGAUAUACAUCCACAGAACUCGGAAUCAGAGAGAAGUUGUUCAUCGGAGUUCUGACAUCACGAGAAACGAUAGGGACAUUAGGCGUUGCAAUUAACAAAACAGUUUCUCACUAUGUGUCAAAACUUGUGUUCUUUAUGGACAAGAGAGGUGCGAGUCUUCCAUCAGGAAUGUCUAUCGUUAGUUUUUCAGAUGACCGUCCAAAUUUGAAACCGUUCCAUAUGCUAAAGUAUAUUGGCGAUCAUUAUAUCAAUACAUUUGAUUGGUUCAUGUUCAUACCAGAUACUACUUAUAUACGGGGAGAGAAAAUAUUUGAUAUGAUGAGCCACAUAAGUAUAACAAAUGACUUACAUUUUGGUCUCCCUGUAGCGAAAGAGGGAUCUUUUAUCUGUAACCUUGACUAUGGACUUAUCGUCUCACAGUCAAUCUUAUCCAAAGUUAUCUCCAGUCUAGACUGGUGCAGUAAGAACACAGUGUCGGGUACCACCAGUGAUAACAUUGGCAAGUGUAUCUUACAUGCCUCUGGAAAGGCAUGCACCAAUCAACGAGGGAAUAAGAAAUUCACCAUCUACAGUUCCCCAGGAUUGGACAAAUCUUUAGAUAUUUCCUUUCUGCAGAAGUCCCAUGGUUUCAAUGAAGCCAUCACUGUUUACAGAAUGAAAGAUGAAUUGGCUUCUUAUAGACUCCACAGACAUUUCUGUGAGCUAGCUUUGAACGAGUCAAAAGUUGAGCUUGAGAAAACCAAGGAUGAUAUUAUCAGGAUGAGUUAUUCUGCUCCUGGUGGCAGGGCAAGUGCUACAUGGCCAAUAGGUAUUCCCCCACCAUUUAAACCAAAGACAAGGUUUGAUGUGAUUCGUUGGGAUUACUUUACAGAGACACAGAUUUUCUUGGAGAAUGACUUCAGCAAUGUCAAGCCUCUCACUGGUGUACAUAAACUUGACGUUGAUGAUGUAAUUACAACCAGUCUAAAGAGACUCAAUGAAAAAUAUGGUGACAUCUACAACUUUGGUCGUCUUGUGAAUGGAUACAGAAGAUUUGAUCCAACCAGAGGUAUGGAGUACACCCUCGAUCUUACCGUUAAAGAAAAGUUUGGCAAAUCCACUGAGAUUCAUAAACGAGUCCACUUGGUGCGUCCUCUCAGUCAAGUGGAAAUAGUCCCAAUGCCUUAUGUCACUGAGAACACCCGCGUGAACCUUAUCCUCCCUGUGUCUGCAGAGGAUCGUGAUGGCGUCGUCAGUUUUUUGGAUUCAUAUGCGCAUACUUGUCUGGAUUCGGGUGAUAACACCAAUCUGUUUAUUGUUUUCAUAUACAAUCCACAGGACCCUAUAGAUAAGGAUGAUAUAUUUGCGGUGUUAAAAAGUAUGAUUACAUAUUACGAGAACAAAUACCAAAAUGGUGCUAGGAUUGCAUGGACAAGCAUCCACAGCAGCAGUCCUAAUCCAGAAUUUAUCGUCAUGGAUGCAGUCUCGAAAAAAUUCCCUCCACAAUCUUUGUUUUUGAUCUGUAGUGUCGGGAUGGAGCUUGCGAUUGAAUUUUUAAACAGAGUACGCAUGAAUACAAUUUCUGGCUGGCAAGCUUUCUUCCCCAUUGGAUUCUACCAGUAUAAGCCCAAUCUGAUCUAUGAUGAGACCCCAUACCCAACAACCAUUGAAAUAAAUAAAAAUGUUGGCCAUUUUGAUAACAAUCUAUAUGAACAAGCUAGCUUCUAUAACUCUGAUUACCAAUAUGCUCGCAAAACAAUCUCAGAUUCAGUGAUAUCCAAAAUUGAAAUGUAUGACAUGUUUAUCAAGUAUCAUCACCUCCAUGUUUUCCGGGCAAUUGAACCAGCUCUGAAGCAUCGAUUUAGGGAACGUCAUUGUAAGCCUACACUUACAGAAACAGCUUAUAAACGAUGCCUGAAGAGUAUUGCCACAGGUCUGGCCAGUCGAUCACAGCUAGCUUUGUUGAUAUUUGAGGAGCAGCGAAAAGUCGACAAGCUGCAAAUAGAUAUAAAACACAGACAACAUGAUCCUAAUGUUGAACUUAUGAAACCUGAUAUGUUAAAAUGAGAAUUAGCGAGUAAAUCCAAUCAGGGGCCUGUUUUUUAAAAAGUAUUGUCAAUCAUGAUUCUCAAAUUUCAGUUGCCUUUUAAUUUCAUGAAAA